Odontomachus brunneus is the source of this 868-nucleotide messenger RNA. RefSeq names its product elongin-B (gene EloB). Gene Ontology annotation, biological process: transcription elongation by RNA polymerase II. Bases 209 to 562 code for a protein of 117 amino acids. NCBI's taxonomy places the organism in Eukaryota, Metazoa, Arthropoda, Insecta, Hymenoptera, Formicidae. Gene Ontology annotation, molecular function: protein binding. The record is from RefSeq and is a predicted model, not a curated record. Gene Ontology annotation, cellular component: VCB complex; elongin complex. The transcript is spliced from 3 exons.
UUUAGAAAGCACGAGCCAAUCGAACAGCUUGUCUCACGCAUUCGCAUUGUCCGACUAUGCUGCCUUAUUUUAACCACCUAUAACAACCUAUAUCUGCCACUUCUAACCUGAAGACCUGGUAGUAAACACAACAAUUCUAGACCCGUAUCACCAAGAGCAAUAUAUUAAUUAAUUUUAGCGUUAUUAAGCGUACGUAGUUAGAAACAUUAUGGACGUAUUUUUAAUGAUUAGGCGAAAGAACAUGACAAUAUUUACUGACGCAAAGGAUGACACAACUGUCCUAGAGUUAAAGAAGAUGAUAGAAGGUAUAUUGAAAGUACCACCUCUAAACCAACAACUAUUUAACAAGGACAACACCAUAAUGAGUGACAGCAAGUUUUUAUCGGAUUAUGGACUAACAUCGUUAACUGCAAAGGCACAGUGCCCUGCGUUAGUGGGCUUAGCUUUGCGUCAAGAUAAUGGCCAAUUUGAAACUCUUGAAAUGACGCCGUUCUCACUACCACCAGAUCUUCCUGAUGUAAUGAAAUCACAGGAAGCUAAUGGUCAAGAACAAUCUCCUUGAAAUGACAUGAAUGAUAUCGCAUCAGUUGACGACAAAGCGUUGUGUUCGAUGCAAACUAGUAACUUAUCAAAGCAGCUUUGAAUGAUAAAGCAGAAAAAAAACAAGGAAGUCUAUGCAGGUAUCAAAUAUUAGAUACAUUCAACUUCACACACAGAUACUUGGAGUUUCAAAUUUUUCCCAACACCUUUAUUGAAGAUGCUCUGUAGUCGCGCAGUCUUCGGUUUUGUAAAAGAGUGGACAAGUACCAAUUUGUACUUGAAUAUUAUUAGACUGAAGGUGAUAAUAAAGUUAAAAUCAUGCUUACUA